Messenger RNA from Opisthorchis viverrini, 2298 nucleotides. RefSeq lists its product as hypothetical. Lineage: Eukaryota; Metazoa; Platyhelminthes; Trematoda; Opisthorchiida; Opisthorchiidae. The transcript has 17 exons. The annotation marks the transcript as partial. The record is from RefSeq and is a predicted model, not a curated record.
CACGAUGGGAGAACUUGCAAAGUGGUUUACGAAUACGUUCCCAACCUGAAGGCAUUCGAGCUCAAUCCGUUGUGUAUCUUUACCGCUCAAAAUGUCACAAAAAAUGCGAUAGUUUCCGCAUUUGGCUUUCAGUGGGGCUGCCCACAUUCACGUAUGUCAGUAGAUAUAACCCCCUAUUACUCGGUCAUUCUGCACGUGAACGAAGAGGAGACAAGUGGAGUAUCGGUGACACAUCGGACAAAGUGCAUCGUAAACUCACUAAACUACGAAGCCAACACAACCGUGGACUGCUUGAUGAACGAGUACGGAGGCUACGGUUGGUCUCUACCCGACCCCAACGGUCUUUGCCGGUUGGAAGAAUUUGAGAACAUAAGUAGUGAAUUAAUCGAAAUACUUAGAGAAAGUGUCGUCUUUUGCAGUUACCGCAUGUUUCUCUAUAUCGGUUACCUGAAUUCCCGGAGAAAUGCGAAGAUAGCAUCUGAUGUGGUCGGUGCACUGUCUCAGGAAUGCGAAAAUUCACCCGCAUGGAUCUUCGAUUCAAUGUAUUUUGAUUUCUUACACCUUAUGGACGUGAUACUCUAUACGUAUUGCAAUGACGACCGGUUUGUAGCCCACGCGAAUGAAUCGUUCCCAAUGGUCUUCGAGUUACUUGACUUAUUCGUGGAUAAGCUAAAAAGUUAUUAUGACAUACGGACGGAACGUCUGUUUCACCGCAGUAGGAUGUUUCAUGUACACGCCAUCCCUUGGGAAGAACUCCAAUCUACUCAGAUCACUUGCGGUGAACAGUUUAACAUAACCAUCGUGAAAGCCAUCUUCCCGUUGACAGUUGCUUGCACAGAACACCUUCACGCACUAGCAGAAAACGAUCUCUUUGAAAUGUUUCUAACUGUCGGUUUUCUAAAGAUCCAACCUAAAUCGGAAAAGAAGUUUGAAGUGGUUAUCCGAUACAACCUUCCGGAAUUCCAUCAACCUAGCGAAUAUUUUUGCGCACGCUAUGAAGACACCACACCCCUAACAAAGAGUUCAUUUGGAGGGUGCAGACUGGAAACCGUCCGGAAAUAUACUGUCUCUUGCCGUUGUUUGAGUCCCGGAUAUUACGCGCUGCUUCAGGAUAGGCCUCUAAGCGGGAAUUUCGAAGGAAGAAUAUUGAAUUUUCUGAACAAACCAACGACUCGCGUCGCGCACACUGGAGUUAUUGCUGUGGUGUCAGUCUCCAUUGUGCUGUAUGGCACCGUGCUCUGGUCACGUCGUGCAUUGGAUCUGUACUGCAGGAACCCAAUGCGAAGAGAAAAGGUUUUUCUGGAACUCAAUCUUGGAAUGCAAGUUCUGCUGCUUGCCCGAACCCUAGUACAGCUUCAUGCCAUUUCAGUAAUGUGGAAAAGAAACUGUGUGUUUCCUGGGACGGUUCAACACGUCCUUCAGCAUCUUCUGAAUGUCUUCAACGUACUCGGUGGAACGGUUGUAUUCGUUGCAAACAGAGUGCAUAGAAUACAGAAGAUUAUCUGGAAAAUAUCUCUGGCUGUUUACGCACUAGCUAUCGCCGCAUGCGUUCUGCUCUACCUCUUUCAUGGGACCCAUUACAACCAGCUGAACUGUCUUCCAGAUGACUUCAUGGGUGGCAUGGUCUAUCCAUCAGUUGCCCUCAACAUUCUGGCCUUCGUGUUUCUCUCACUCUUCUGGUGCUCGCGUCCAUAUCGAAAUAUCGACGAAUGGUUUGGCAUUUUGCUAAAUGUGAUAAUAUCAUUAUACCUAUGGGUGCAUUUCGCAGUGAGAAAUGAGUACACGUACUCAUUCCGAAUGCAGGUUGUCCGACUCAUGACUUUGACACUGGCCCAUCCCGGGCUAUCCGCACCAAUGUACGUGAUGUUUUCUUCAAAGGAAGUGAAUAGAACAAACAACAGGUUCAAGAAGCCACGUCGACGCUCCUAUUUGACGUGCAAACAGAAGAGUAAUUGCACUUGGGGCUGGAAUGAUUCGAGUGGUAGAACAGCGCCUCAGUACCCAUGCUUGUUGAGACAUUUUCUUCCUCCUAAUGACGCCUAUCAAGUGUCACUACUUUCGAGUGACCAUUUGACUCUUGGUCAGUCAGCCAAUACCUCCUGUCAUUUCCUAGAAGGAACUGGUGAAACUGACAACUCGCCAACUUUUACAUCAUUCAAAGAUAUAUCGGACUUCUAUCUGGCUCGGCGCCAUCGUCUGUACAGUGUAUCAAUGUUUGAUCAAACCGAGCAUGGUGAUGUGGUACUGGAGUUUAAGCAAAGCUGUCUAUCAGUCCGUUCUGCCAAAAUUAGCGCAAAG